AUGUGUAUACCCAGUAUUGGUAUUGGUAUUGGUAUUGGUAUUGGUAUUGGUAUUGGUAUUGGUAUUGGUAUUGGUAUAGGUAUUGGUGGGCUAUCGGUCUUGAUCCGAAACUAUGCGUUGGCGGAUAAAAGUGUGUACCUCGUAUUGCAAAGAUAUAAUGAGGAGGAAGCCGAAGAUAAAACUACAGAACUAUGUUCAUUGUGGGAAGAGUAUCUAAAAGACCCAGAUUGGCAUCCGUUUAAAGUUGUCAUGAUUGACAGGAAAGAAAGAAUGGCUGAUGUUAAAACUAUACCGGAACUAAUGGAAGAAGAGGCUCGAAGGCAAGAUAAACUCGUGUCCAAUUUGACCAACAUUAUUCAAGUUAAAAACAAGCACUUAUUUGAGAUUGAAGCAAGAUGCACCGAGACUACGGCGAAAAUGAAUUCUGCCAUGACAGAAAAAGAUUUACUCAUUCAAUCUUAUAAUGAAGAGAUGAAGAAAGUACACGCAAGUGCUAAGGAUCACUUCCAACGGAUUUUUAAUGAUCACGAAAAGCUUAAAUCGCCACUAGAAUCUCAGAAAAGUGAGCUUGAAUUGCGGAGAAUUGCUUUGGAAAAACGUGAAGCACAUAAUGAAAGUGAAAGAAAAAAGUUGGCUGAGGAGAUGGCUUCAAUAGAGCAACUGAAAGCAGAUCGAAAUGUUUUGAAACUGGCUGAAGAUCAAAACGUCAGUACUGCCUUUCUAUUAGUUUUGUUAAUGAUCAUUAGUGUGCUUGUCAGCUGGAAUUAUACCGAGAUUAAUGAAUAUAAUCCUAGUGGGCGAUAUGUAACCUCCGAAUUAUGGAACUACAAAACUGGAAAAAGAGCAACUUUAAAGGAAGGAGUACAAUUUUUGUUGAACACAUGGAAAUGCAAGAAAGGAAUGUUGCGAAGGUUUGUAUACAACUUUGUUACUCUAUAUUCAUGUUACUGAAAUUUACUUAAAACUGGUGGAAAAAAAGAAAAGAAAUCUAUGACCAAUUGUUGUGUCUUACCCCUUUCCAUAUGAAUACUGCUACUGUUUUAAUAACAAUUUCAUGUUACAAUGGAUGGUUGAUGUUGAUGGCGCAGCUAUAAUAACUUAUGCAUGGCAGCUGGUUUGCACUCAUCCAUAUUUGUAGAGCUGUGAACUCAUGGUUAA
Messenger RNA from Vicia villosa (hairy vetch), 1158 nucleotides. RefSeq names its product protein INVOLVED IN DE NOVO 2-like. Lineage: Eukaryota; Viridiplantae; Streptophyta; Magnoliopsida; Fabales; Fabaceae. The record is from RefSeq and is a predicted model, not a curated record. The transcript has 6 exons. The coding region runs from base 1 to 951 and encodes 316 amino acids. Gene Ontology annotation, biological process: gene silencing by siRNA-directed DNA methylation.